GAACAGAGCAGUUGUUUUGGCUCUGGCACCUGCUCCUAUAACAGCUUCUACAGACACAGCACCUUGCAACUUUCAGACCAUGUGAUCAGACCUUGUGAUUUCCUACAUGAAUAGUGAAUAUUGAAGAAUAUUGAAGACACUGCCUGUCCACGAAGGAUCUAUUUUUUCAGAGGUUCCCCAUUGCAGAGAAAUAAUAUACUGUAGGUGGAUCUGGUAACCUGCAAAACAAGGUGCAACUGUGAGGGUCAUUGGUGGGUGUGGACAUUACGGUGGAAAAGUAGGCGCACUUGCGUAAGUAAAGAAGAAGAGUGGAUCCCCAAUUUUUUCCAGUUCACUCUGCUCAGUUUUUUUGAUUUGGCCUGACCAAUGGAGAUUAAAAAGGACCAGAUCCGUCUGCUUCAAGGCUGCCUAUUCAUAUGGAUUGGGAUCUCUGUAGCUGCUGCUUUAGAUGCAACUAAUUUCGCUCCAGCAGAAAUGACUUCUGCUCCAGCAGAUACUGCAGCGCCUGUCACAACAGCAGCUAUGGCACCAGGACAGCCAGAUCAAACUACACCUGGUCAACAACUAGAUUCCGCUGCUGCAAUGUCUAUGGGUUCCACUUCUGCAAUGUCUAUGGAAUCCACUACUGUCAUUAGACUGGAAACAAACUGUUAUACUUUUAGCUGUGUGGGAGAACACUGUUAUAGAAAUGGAUCAAAACAUGAAAAUGCUGAUAAUGCCACAUGUUCCUCUUACUGUGGGAUGUAUCGUCAUAACAAUUCCUUUUUUGAAAUUAAGUGUGAUGAACACUGCAUGCAUCACUUGUGCAACGAUACAAUGCAAGAUGAAUGUACCCUGCACUGCUGCAACACAUCGGAAUGCAUGAAUCUAAACAUCAAUAGUGAUAAUACAACAGCAAUGAGUACAGCUGCUACUGCUGCGCCUAUGACCACUGCUACUACUACAUCUACGACAACAAUUGCAUAUAGCGAUAAGAAAUGCAGAUCAUUCAUAUGCACAGGAACAGACUGCUAUAAAACACAAACAGGUGCUACAGUGAAAAAUUGUCAAGUUGGAGUAAACCACUGUGAGUUACAAAAGGUAAUUGGCACUAAUUCCGUCUCUUAUGAAGGUGGCUGCAGUAACACCUGUUCCACCAGCAGCAAAUCCUGUGCUGUCCUCACCAACGCCAACUGUUUCCAGGAAUGUUGUAAUGCUACAAGUGCUGGAUGCUGCAUGAAACUAGAUGGGCAGGUGCACUUCAACACCGCUGCUGUAGUCCGCAGGAGCUCUGUCCUGAAGAUAUUCACUUGUGCCAUCAUUGUUAUUUUCAUCUCUCGUUACAUUUCCUCUUCCCGUGCAUAACUUUUAAAUCUUAAAAUAUUUUUUAAGCUGGUGAGAUUUACAGCUGAACACACUGAGACCAGGAACACUAAUGCCCAAUACACAAGAGGAACAUGUAAUGUCACUGAGGACACUCUAAUCCUUACUUAAGAAGACAGCUUCCCUAAUGUAAAAUCUGCACAUUGGUUAAAGCAAAUCUAAUUUCCAGAAAUAUGACACCUUAAGCAAAAUACAGGGAAAUAUGUAGGCAGAUAAAUUAAAUAAUUUACUGUAUAACAAUUGUAAUUGGUUGUUUUAGCAGCCAAUCAAAAUGAAUUAGCACAAUGUAAACACCAGCUUGGUGUUUUCAUAUAAUCUUUUUGUAACAUUGGUAGUCAGUAACUGUUUUCACUAUCAAAAGCUACAUUAACAAAACUAUAACUGCAUGUCAAUUAACUAAAAUGCUACUAUUAUUCAUGAAUACUAAAGUUUCAGGGAACCGAAGUCUAAAAACUGAAUCUAUCAUUUGUUCCAUGGAAACAAUGAUUGUUUUCAUGCACCAUAGAAAUGAAGUAAGACAUUUGGUUAAUUCUAUUGAAGAAUAUAUAUCAUAUAGAAUGGCUUGGCAAUUAUCUUUCUAGUGGGUUUUCAAAUUUAUAAUAUUUUAGCUUAUAUAUAUAUACACAGACACACACACACACACACACACACACACACACACACACACACACACACACAUUAUGUAUAUAUGUAUAUAUAUAUUGUUAAGUUCGAUUUCACUUACAAGGAAAAGCAAUACCUAAUCACACUGUGGUUCGGACCGCUGCGGCCGCUUACGUAAACAAUAACCCCUAAGAUGUGUAUGCACGUUACGUAUACGCGCUGACACGCUGUGCGCACAAUGCAGCGACACGUGUGGCUGAAUACACCUUAUUCCCCAAACAAGAAUGGAAUGCGACACCAGUAUUUACAAGUUAUGUUGUGGUCCAACACAUCGACAAUAUUUACUCAAAAAGAUAGAAGUAGAAAAUACAACAAUAUUACAGAGAAGAGCUACAACCAGUAGUACAUACGUUUGUUCGCCAGUGCUCCCGGAUGCAGGCCUCAGUCAGUCUUAGCAAGAUGACCUCCAGAGAAUAGACUGAUGCCUGGUCAGGGAGCCUCUCUUUUAUACAAUGGGUCCAAAAUACAAUACAAAAGAAAAUGUAAGCUCUUCUUCCAUAGGUCAAGGGGCAGGUCAUUUACAGUACAUGAGGCGUCAUAGGUUGGUUUGAAUAAGUGAGCGAUGCUUAGUCCAGGUGUGCAGGCUGAUCUCCACCACCGGGUUCCCGUCGAAUAUCAAGAGUACAGUAUCUACAGUAUUGGUUAAUAUUACAAUUCUGCGCAUAUCUAUGCGCAGAAACAUGCGAUUAACUGCAGAUAACAAUCGGAAUAUAGAUCUCAAAAUACUACACAUCUGGAUACCAAACACUAAGUCCUAACCUUGUUCUGUCCCCUCACAUCCUGUAAAGCUGGAUAUCUCCAUUGUUCUAUCCUCUGAGUAAAUGUAACUUGCUGGCAAUGUGUGUGGAGACUAUGUUUAAAUUGUGCACUAUAUGAAUUGAAUAUUAAAUAUGUCUUUGUAGCUUUUCUGUGCGUAUGCUACCGUAUAUACUCAUACCACGCGCCAAUGCGCAAGGCUCGUGAACCAGUGCACGUGGCGUGCGGGUAUGCAUAUGCACGGCAAACACGCGCACGCACAGAGGCCACUCUGUGUGGUGUUUGCACUUGUAGUGUGUGUGUAAUAUUUUCGACUUCGACAAUAUAUAUAUAUAUAUAUAUAUAUAUAAAAGUCAUUCGCGGCGG
This is a messenger RNA of Pseudophryne corroboree (corroboree frog), 3147 nucleotides long. RefSeq lists its product as uncharacterized. The transcript is spliced from 14 exons. Bases 367 to 1344 code for a protein of 325 amino acids. The record is from RefSeq and is a predicted model, not a curated record. NCBI's taxonomy places the organism in Eukaryota, Metazoa, Chordata, Amphibia, Anura, Myobatrachidae.